Messenger RNA from Neospora caninum, 1350 nucleotides. Its product is annotated as putative C2 domain-containing protein. Bases 1 to 1350 code for a protein of 449 amino acids. The transcript is spliced from 6 exons. The record is from RefSeq and is a predicted model, not a curated record. Lineage: Eukaryota; Apicomplexa; Conoidasida; Eucoccidiorida; Sarcocystidae. Gene Ontology annotation, molecular function: ubiquitin binding.
AUGUCGGACGUCAGCGGAACGCCGGCAGUUCCCGCCGCGUUCAUCGCGUCGGCAGUGGCGGAGAAGGACGAGGACAAGGAGUCGAGCGCUUCAGCUCGGUACCAGAUUCACACAUCUCAGGGUUCGGUGCUCGGUGUACCUCAGACUGACUGCGACAGUCCGGUUCCGGACGCGAACGGCGCGGCGCAACCUGCCACGGGAUUGAGUCUCUCCGGUACAGACGGCUCGGGCGCGGCGGAUCCCCGGUCUUUCGCGGCGGUCACCCGCGAGCGGACGAUCGGCGUCGCCGCCGACGUCCCCGGUCUCGUGUCGUCCAGCGGCUGUGCAGAAGUCGUCAAGAUCAAGGUGGUGAUCUACGGAGGGCAAAACAUGGAUGGAAAAAAGCUGUACUGCAAGUUCUACCACGGCAGCUGCAAGCACAAGACGUCGACGGCGGUCGCGCGGCGGAAUCCAGAGUGGAAAGAGUGGUUCUCCAUCACUCACUUGGUCAGCAAGCAGUCGCCGGUCCUCCGCAUCGAGAUCUGGGGUGGCGGCUUUCUCGGCAAAGAAGUCAAGGGAUUCUGUGACGUGGACCUUUCUCCCGUGCUCCACGAUCACGUCCUCGUCGACGGCCUGUACGACGUGCGCGGCUGUGGGGGCCAACUCCGCGUGAAGCUUAUCAACAUGGAUCUCCUGCCGCGCUGGGAACGGACGAUUGCAGCGGAGGCCGCACUGCAUGCAAUCGGCGAGGAAGACCCCGAAGGCGUCCUCGCCCUCAUGAUCGACGACCUCAAGCGCAUUUUCCCCGCAGUGCCCUACAAGGAAAUCGCCCUCACCCUUCGAGCCCACGACUGGCGACGCACCUUCGCUACCAACGAGCUGAGAAUCACCGGCGGGAAAAGAGCGCAAACUAUCGCAAACCUCAGGAAACAACGCCCGAUCGCCGUCGGCGACCCUGGACAAGGCUGCGUCAGUCUCGGUCUCGGAUCGUCCGGCGAAAACGCAAAACACGAAUCAUUUAUGGAGAGAAAGAAACGCCAGCAGAUUCGGGAGGUGGCGAAGAUGUUGCCGGAUGUCGAUCUGGAAGAAAUUGAGCACACGUUGCGAACGAACAACUGGAAUGUAUGCGCUGCUGUCGACGAGUUGAUUCUCGCACACCGCGAAACCGACAUGCCGACACAACAGAAGGGCGAUGGCGUUCGAAUCACCAAACUCGAUACUACCGCUCAAGCAGGCGGAUUUGUGGCAGUCGAACAACACCACGGCUUGGAGGUUCGCCACUCGUCUGCGCUUCCUCCCCAACGAUCAGGAGUCGGCGACAAGAAAUUUCGACAGCGCGUCAUGAUGUUCGAGAGAGAAAAAGAGAUUUAG